Molecule: messenger RNA, 1786 nt
Organism: Coregonus clupeaformis (lake whitefish)
Lineage: Eukaryota; Metazoa; Chordata; Actinopteri; Salmoniformes; Salmonidae
Product: interferon regulatory factor 3-like
Exons: 10
Coding region: 27-1409 (460 amino acids)
Biological process (GO): immune system process; regulation of transcription by RNA polymerase II
Cellular component (GO): nucleus
Molecular function (GO): RNA polymerase II cis-regulatory region sequence-specific DNA binding; DNA-binding transcription factor activity, RNA polymerase II-specific; protein binding
Source: RefSeq, a predicted model, not a curated record
CUUGCAUAGUAGUACACUUCCAUUGUAUGACAGAAGUACGCGGCUCAGCAUUAAAGAUGCAAAGCCGCAAGCCCAAACCUCAGUUUGCCGACUGGCUGAUAGAACAGGUGUUGACCGGGCAAUACGCCGGUUUGUGCUUUGUGGACAACAACAAGUUCAGAGUUCCGUGGAAACACAUCUCUAGGAAGGACUGCUGCGAGGACGACAGUAAAAUAUUCAGGGCAUGGGCAGUGGUCAGUGGUAAAAUCAACACGCAUCCCAAUGACAAGGCAAAGUGGAAGGCUAACUUUCGCAGUGUACUGAACAACCUGACCAAGCGUUUCAUGAUGGUGGAAGACCACUCCAAGGACUCAGACGACCCCCAUAAAGUCUACCUGAUUAUCAACAAUGAGUAUAACUAUAAGAGCCCGCACAUAGAGGAAAUUGCUGUGGAGGACUAUGACAUUGACAUCUACAGCUCUCUCACUUCUACAGGCUACACCCCCCCAGGAAUGGAGCAUGAUGAUCUACUCAAGCUUGUGAACACGUUAGACCUGAACGAACAUACUGAGGAGCAGCAGUGGGCAGAGAACUAUAUACACACACACCACCCAGUGGUACCAGAAGACUGCUACCCCUUCCAGCCUCUAACAGAGCCUCAGCCAGUCUCCCAGAUCCACUCAACACCACCUGUCCCAGUAGCAGUACAGCAGCCAGACUACCACAGUAUGCAAGUGAACCAGGAUGCCCUGCUCAACCUGCCUGCUGCCCAGCCGUCUCUCUUGGACCUGGAGAUCACCAUCUCCUACAGGAGGAGAGAGAUGCUGAAGACCCAGGUGUCAGGCCCCAGGGUUCAGCUCCACUACCAGUGUGAUGCCCCUGAGCCCAACGCCCAGACCCUCUGCUUCCCAAGCACUGACGGCCUGCUAGACCACAAACAGAUUGAAUACACCAACCGCAUCCUAGGGAGCGUCCAAAGGGGUCUUCUCCUGGAGAUACGAAAUACGGGUAUCUAUGGUUACCGGCAGGACAAAUGCCAUGUGUUCUCCAGUACUAGUGACCCCAGAGAGGCACACCCUGAACCCAGGAAGAUGCCCCAAAAUGAAAUGGUACAACUGUUGAGCUUCGACAAGUACAUGAGUGAGCUGAUAGCAUUUAAGGAGAACAGAGGAGGCUCUCCUGACUAUACCAUCCACAUGUGCUUUGGAGAGAAGUUCCCAGACGGAAAACCCCUGGAGAAGAAACUCAUCAUUGUCAAGGUGGUUCCCUUGAUCUGUCGUCACUUCCACGAGGUGGCCCAGGGGGAGGGGGCGUCUUCCCUCCAGAACGACAACAUCAGCCUGCAGAUCUCCCACCACAACAGCCUGAUGGAGCUUAUCAGUGCCACCUGGCUCGACGGCCCAGAGCACACCAUGGAGCAAUACUUCUAGACCACAAAUCGUACCACAUCCCCACCCAGCCACUUAACCCCGAUCUAGGAUUGAUACCACAUCCCCAACCACCUAGCCUAUCUAGGACUCGUACUAAAUAGGCCUCUGGGUCUGUCCCAAUCACGCACUUUGGGCCUAUCCCAAGUCGGUCCUUUGGUUGUGUCCCUAACCCUUGUGUCGCUAACCCUGGUUGUGUUACUUUACUCCACUUCUAGACUAGGACUGGUAUCUAAUAGACCACAGCUAGGUCUUGUUUAUUUGACUGGUCCAUUACUCUACUGAUUAGCUAUAUCACUCAUUUAAUCUUCCCUCAGGAAAGACAUUUUUACAAAAAGUAUACAUUACCAGUCAAAGGUUUGGACACACCUACUCAUUCA